CACAGGAAAAUAUACACACAACUGACGUACAGGAGACCAAAAAGAAUAUAUGGAGCGUCGUAGCUCGAAAGCUAGUAGUAGGUGACAUAGAAGGGAGUAUUGACUCCUUAGAGUCAUUCAACUCAAGCACAGACAAAGAAACCAAAUGCGCAAUCGAAGCGCUAUUGCCUCAUCUGAGAGCUAUGCCUUUGAUGAAUGAUAUGAUGUACUCCAGCAGACUGAGGGACUGGAAGGAGUGGUCGCGCUCGAUACAGGCAGAUAGGAACAAUCUGAUCGCAAUCUCAGAGAGAAUUAAAGUAGUCGUGGCGAUACUUUGUGGCGACGAUUGGGCUAUAAGUCCUAAGUGCGAAUCUUGGAUAGAAUAUGCGAUCGCAAGACUAAUGUUUGCCACCCCGGAGAUCACCUUAGAUCGCGUUUCUGAGCACACGGAUCAAUGGUUCAAUGCAAAACCCACCACAACCAGCAAGACUGACGGCCUCCACACAGGUCUACUCAGCGAUAUUCUUAAAGCGGUACUGAAGAAAGACACAGUGACCGUGUUGGAGAAAAGCGCGUCCUUGUCAGAGGAUAGUCUCCUCCUCACGGCACAUUUGGCUGAUAUACUAUUCCACCUCGGAGGCUACCAUAUGAAUGACACAUUGAGUUGUGGAAUCACGCUGAGGCAGUGGUUUUUGAUGCAGUAUGCCGAUCAGCUGCUGUCACAGAUAUCGCUCGACGACGGUGAAUGCCGCAUGCUGGAGAUGGCCGGCAACUACUAUGCACAAUGUGGUCCACAAGGAGCAAGGAGGUUUGCCAUUGCACUGCAACGGAUACCUAUAGAUAGUGAUAACACGGGUCACCGCAUAAUCGAAUUGGCUCAGGAACAUGGUCUAGUAGAGACUGUGGGAUAUAUCUGCAGCGUACAAGGGGCUCAGUGUGUUCGCAGGAAUGACUACAGUGCCGCUGUCAGGUGGUAUACUCAGGGCAAUCAUAUCAGAUUCGCACAACGAGCGGCGAAUGAGCUUCUAAAAUCAACGCUGCAACGGAAAUGCUCGGAUCAACCUUUGAGAAGCAUGAGAUCGUCCGCGAACAGGCUUCUGGUGGAUCAACUCAAGUCCAGCCCACAGCUCAACUUAAACGAUACCCAAGCUGAGUUGCUUUUGCGCAUACUCGAAGGAGGCGACGAGGCGAAUACGGCGUAUCCUCCAAGUAGGAAUAUCGCACAGGCUCUUAAGAUUCUGACUGAGGAGCGGUGCAAUACAAUAAAACUAUAAAUACGAGUCG
Sphaeroforma arctica JP610 is the source of this 1263-nucleotide messenger RNA. Its product is annotated as Nup85 Nucleoporin. Lineage: Eukaryota; Ichthyosporea; Ichthyophonida. Bases 183 to 1253 code for a protein of 356 amino acids. The transcript has 7 exons. Gene Ontology annotation, biological process: positive regulation of DNA-templated transcription; protein import into nucleus; mRNA export from nucleus. Gene Ontology annotation, molecular function: structural constituent of nuclear pore. Gene Ontology annotation, cellular component: nuclear pore outer ring. The record is from RefSeq and is a predicted model, not a curated record.